Molecule: messenger RNA, 6645 nt
Organism: Ochlerotatus camptorhynchus
Lineage: Eukaryota; Metazoa; Arthropoda; Insecta; Diptera; Culicidae
Exons: 2
Coding region: 1-1923 (640 amino acids)
Biological process (GO): DNA integration
Molecular function (GO): nucleic acid binding
Source: RefSeq, a predicted model, not a curated record
AUGUACCGUCAAGUGCUCACGGCGCUACUGGACAGGCGGUUCCUGCGAUACUUCUGGCGAUCCGAUCCAUCGCAUCCGUUGAGGGUACUUGAAUUGAAUACCGUUACGUACGGUACAGCUUGUGCACCAUACCAAGCAACGAGGUGUUUGGUGCAGCUUGCCCAGGAAGAAGGUUCUGAGUUUCCCAUCGGUGCUCGGAUCCUGAUAGAAGACUUCUACGUCGACGAUGCUCUAUCUGGAGCCAACACCCUCGAAGAUGCCAUCGAAUGCCAACGUCAGCUGAAAGCCCUGCUUGCCAGAGGUGGAUUUCAUAUCCACAAAAGGUGCUCCAACUCGGAUGAGUUUCUCGAGCACAUACCACCUGCAGAUCGAGAAAAGAAAGUUCCGUUACACGAGUAUGGACCCAACGAAGUAAUCAAGGUACUCGGAUUGCUCUGGGAUCCGAACAUCGACAUUUUCAUGAUUGCCAAUCCACCAAGCUUUUCGCAACCUGCCGAUAAACCAGCCACAAAACGCAUAAUUUACUCCGAGGUGGCAAAGUUGUUUGAUCCACUCGGAUUGUUCGCUCCAGUGAUCGUCACCAAACGUCUGGGCAACCUGCGCCCGGUGUAUGAAAACGGCUUGCUGCGAGUCGGAGGGCGAUUGGAUCGCUCGAAACUGCCGUUUGCAGCGAAGCAUCAACUCAUUCUUCCCGACAAGGAUCCUGUAACGAGAAAGUUGAUUAGUGCAUUGCAUUUAGAGCAUCUUCACAUCGGUCAAGCCGGUUUGAUCAACAUCAUUCGGCAGAGGUACUGGCAUUUGAACGCAAAGUCUACUGUGCGACAAGUAACACGGUCAUGUGUGAAAUGUUUUCGCACGAAUCCUGAUGAAACCAAACAGCUAAUGGGAAAUCUACCGACAUCGAGAAUCGUACCAUCGCCUCCGUUCGCAGUGACUGGUGUGGAUUAUGCCGGUCCGUUUCUGGUGAAACAAGGUUCACAUCGUCCGAAGCUUGUGAAAGCGUAUGUAGCAGUCUACGUAUGCAUGGCGACGAAGGCUGUGCAUUUGGAUGUCGUAUCCGAUCUGUCGUCGGAUGCCUUCCUAGCGUCGUUGAAGAGAUUCAUCAAUCGAAGAGGAAUGGUCCAACAAAUUCAUUCGGACAAUGCAACUAAUUUCCACGGAGCAAACCACGAACUACACGAGUUGUAUCGGCAAUUCCAAGAUCAACAAACUGCGAAGAAGAUCCAACAGUUCUGCCAAGCACGUGAGAUACAGUGGCAUUUCAUUCCGCCGGACGCACCAGAGUUCGGUGGUCUCUGGGAAGCGGCGGUUAAGGCGACGAAAACCCACCUGAAGAGAGUCGUACGCAACGUGAAGCUGACAUUCGAAGAAAUGGCAACCAUCCUGACGGAGAUAGAGGCCAUCCUAAACUCGCGUCCGUUGUACAGCGUGUCCAGCGAUCCUGCAGAUCCACAGGUAAUUACGCCAGCUCACUAUCUUAUAGGUCGUCCGCUGAUCGCUCCAGCCGAGCCGUCCCUGGAAGAUAUCAACGUUAACCGACUCGAUCGAUGGCAACAUCUUCAACUGAUGCGUGAGCAUUUUUGGCGAGCGUGGCCCAGGGAUUACCUCAAUUCUCUCCAACCACGCAAGAAGAAUCUACGAACGACACCAAACCUUCGACCUGGAAUGGUGGUCGUACUCCACGACAAGACUCAACCCCCGCUCAGUUGGAAGCUGGGUCGAAUCACAUCAGUGUAUCCAGGUGAUGACGGUUUAGUACGGGCCAUCGAUGUGUUCACCAACGGAUCAACGUACCGUCGUCCUAUCAACAAGGUCUCCGUACUUCCAAUCGAGGACAACGUUUGCCCCUCAUCGGUACCUGAAGCUGUUGAUACGAUGUCUCAACCGGGGGGAGAAUGUUCCGUCCGUUCUCAGAAGGACUGAAGUGAGGUAGCGCCCAAUCAUAUUUCUACGGCAACACUACGAACAGCGACGCUGAAUACUAUGGUAGGGAUUCGUACGAGGGAGAACAGCACAAACCGAGGAGUAUUAAUUCAACUUUCGAAGUGUGUACACUAGAGCAAAGAGCAAUAAAUGUAGCUAAGUUAGUGUAGCAAAAGUGUUCUUUCCAUCGAACCGAUCAUCCGAAAUUACAGUCCACCACCGAAGAUCCGUCCAUCCAAGGGAAUCGUCAAGGGCACUUCCAGUGUCAUCCCAAGAUCGUUUUCCACGGCGAUUCCCUCCCGCAUGUGUUAUGGUUCAUUGCAUCGGAACAACUAGACAUUUGAAGAAACACAUAAACCGACUGCAUAUAGUAGAUUUCGCGAGUUCUUAACACGUUUUUGAUAGGAACAUAGAGUUGUCUUCCUUGGGCCUCAAGGGUAUUCAAAAGUCGCUCUCUGGCGGCGUCAUUAUCCGUACAUUGCAGUGGCGUCACGUAACCUCACUUUUUACCUGUGCACGAACUUUCAAAAACAGAUUUAAUGCCUCGAAUCGGUUGAAAAAUACACUUAAUCUUCUAGUUAACUCGAUAUCUAUCCAUUGCAAGCAAUAUUUUAAUUGUAUAAUUGAUUAUGUUUUGGAUAAUUGUUUAUGUUUUGAGAGUUGCUGCACAGGUAGAUUGAGGUUAAGGCGACGACACUGGUACAUUGCCAAACUGCGUGAUCGAUGUCAUCGUAACCGUUUCCACACCGACAGAUGUUGCUGUCCACAAGGUUUAUUUUAUUGAGAUGAGCAUCUAGCGAGUAGUGGUUGGAGAUAAGUCUACUCAUCACGCGAAUGAAGUGUUACGUUUUAGGUUGGUUCGUAUUAUUGCUCCUAUGGUCAGCACUAAACUGGUGUCGGAAACACAAUAAAAUGAGUAGAUCCGAUCGAACGUGCAGCAGCGAAACUAUGCCACAUGGGACGCAUCACUUGAAAGCGAACAAGGAUCGCAAAUUAUUUCGCAAACACCAUUCUUCAGGGAUUUUGCUGACUACGUUUCCGCACGCACACACACUCUCACCAACCCCCAUUGGACUCGACAAAAGGCAGAAGUGGAAAGGUUGCCGUGUAAACAGCACGCAAAAAAGAAACGGUGUCAGUCGAACAGUCCUUUUUUGGCCGUCGCGAGUGCGAGUAGAGUGCGUAGCGCAAUUUAUCGUCGCGUGGGCUGCUUUCGGUAGUGGUUAAAGCUUCGAUCGGAAUCCGACAGUUUCUGGGAAGUCCAGAACCGGAACGAUAACAGCCCUUUCGGAGACUGCAAUAAGCUGAAGGUGGGUACUGUGGACGUACAAUAGCUGGAAGCCAUUUUGAUAUGUUUCUUGGUAUAGAUUUCGUAACACCAACCACACAACGAGAAGCAUCAAGACGCACGAAAAAAGAAAUCGACGGCAAAACGUGCCCUCGAACGUACCAUCAGCGCAACAACCAGCUAAAGCAGAUCAACCACUUGAUAGCAAGACGCGAGAGUCCGGACAGUGCCUGACGGCGGUGAAUAGCUGCGUUCGAAACCCGAAGCCUUCAAAUGAAGGCUUUUUCUGUUAUAGGCUUUCAGCUGCUCAUCGGAUAGAGUCAUCUGAUCAUCGUGCGACGGUGCUUGCAUCGAAGUCCGCAACGCUUGUGGAACCCUCAGGCGAGGUGGAGCCCUGUUGGAGGUUUGUGCCAUCGAGGCGACGGGGCUCGCCACAAGCAGCCAGGCUCGACCAGCGGUAAGGGUGCACCCGGCCGGUAAAGUGAGUACUCACCAGAAGAAGACAUUAUAGUUAGAAAGAAAAGAUGGAUUAAUUAGGGAGAGGAUGCAGGGAAGACAGAAUUGGUAGGAGUGAGUUGAAGGAUCAUGCGGCGUCAUGAGGAGAAAAGUGUCGGACCUAUGGGGGAGCAAUAAAUGCACGUGAAACAUUAGUCUGACCAUCUUGAUUUCGUUGGCGCACAGUCCCUCCAUGGAUAGGUAGUUUGCACUACCAAUACAUGAGAAUUGCAACAGAAGUCACGACUUAAGUUCAAGCCUUUAAACCACGCUCUCGAAGAAACAUUAGGAAUAAUUGAAUGUAACCACCGUCCAAGAUUUCCAUUGUCCCAAUGCCGGUUUGCCAAUUCGAAAGGGUACUCUGACGCACUAAAUGGUAAAAUUCAUCGAGUGAAAUUUGCCUGUCAUAAAAUUCGCCUUCCUGCGCGCCCACCUUUGCGAGAGAAUCCGCCUUCUCAUUGCCUGGGAUUGAGCAAUGUGAGGGGACCCAUACAAAGGUAAUCAUAUAUGAUCUUUCGACCAGCACACUCAUCUGCUCCCUUACCUUUGAAAGGAAAUAAGAUGAGUGCUUACCUUGUUUCAUCGAUCGAAUAGCCUCAAUCGAACUGUGACUAUCCGAGAAGAUGAAGUAAUGGUCUGCGGGCAUGUUGGAAAUCAUCCCCAAUGCGAAGUUAAUUGCUGCCAGCUCAGCAACAAAAACGGAACAAGGUUCCUGGAGUUUGCGGAAGGCGCUAGAGUUUUCAUUGAAGACACCGAAGCCAGUGGAUCCACUGAGACGAGACCCGUCUGUAAAAUAUAUGUUCACGCAAUUGACGUGUUGGUACUUUUCAGUAAAAAUACGUGGGAUAACAAUAGUUCGAAGUUGAUCUGGAAUCCCAUGAAUCACUUGUUUCAUGGACAGAUCAUAUUUAAUUGAGGAACUGCGAUUAGUAAAGUGAGCACGGUCUGGAAUAUAACAAGGAAGACACAUAUCCGAGGAUACGUAGUGGUGGUAGACUCUCAUAAAUCGAGAUUGUGUGUUCAACCCAAGAAUUUCUUCAAAAUUAGCAAUUAUAACCCGAGCAAAGUCCAGCAUCAAAAUUGAAAUCAAGUUUUGAUAUCAACAUCAAACUGAAAUCAUAAUUUGAUUUCAGUUUACGCAAUUGACAAAUUUGAUACCAAAUGUUGUUUUCCUUUUGCUGUUCAUUUGCUCUUCAAAAAAAUGUUGUUGCAGGUUUGUUUUCAUUGCCUUAUCAUAACAUCAAAUUCAAUACUUGUUUUGUUAUCAACAGGAAAAAUUGAUAUCAAAUUUAGUUUUCAGUUUGCUCUCACUGAUAGCAGAAAUAGUUUUCAAUGUGAUGUCACAGGAAGAUUUUUUUGGUCUCAAUUUUGAUAUUUUAACCGUUAAAACGACCAAAACGACAGCAACCCGAGUAAUCAUUAUCAGCGGAAUCAAAACAUCAAAUUUAGAUUUCAAUUUGAUCUCAGACUUUGCUCGGGAAGUGUGUUCGUCACUCCGCAUUUGAUUAGUAUUCUGAGAGAGAGAGCUCCCAGAAAUGGUUCUGGAGAGGUGUUACUCCUGCCAGAACCUCGAGAUUCAUGUUAUGCGUUGAGUGCAUACAGCCGAAAGCAUUACGCAGACAACGAUAUUUAAUUCGUUCCAAUUUUAUUAGGUGACAUUUUCUUGCCGAGAGAAAGCAGAAAGAGCCGUACUCUAUAACAGAGAGAAUAGUUGUUUUAUAAAGCGUUAUGAUGUCUCCCGGAUGAGCACCUCCCUCACCAUGUGCCGCAAAUUGAACGGAGAAAGUUGAUCCUCUGUUGACAUUUUUGCUUCAAAUACGUAAUAUGGGUAUUCCAAGUGCACUUUGAAUCAAACCAGACCCAAGGUACUUGAAAGACAAUGAUUGAGUAAUGUUUCUGCCCAAAAGAUUAAGCUGCAUUUGGGCUGGAUACCGCUUUCGAGUAAACACUACCAGUUCAGUUUUCUGUGGCGAGAAUUCGAUCCCUAGAUUCCUAGCCCAAGAAGACAAGUUAUCUAAGGAACUUUGCAAUGGUCCUUGCAAGUCCACGGCAUGUGGACCUCUUACGGAAACUACACCGUCAUGUGCAAGUUGUCUUAGCGUGCAUUGUUUUGCCAAACAGUUGUCGAUAUCUUUGACAUAAAAGUUAUAAAAAAGAGGGCUGAGACAUGAGCCUUGGGGCAGGCCCAUGUAGCUAAUUCUGGAAGUUGUCAGUUGUCCAAGUGAAAAGUUCAUUUGCUUUUCUGACAACAAAUUGUACAAUAAAUUAUUUAAAAUUCCAGAAAGUCCACAUCUGUGCAGAUUAUCUGCCAGAAUUUCAAUGGAAACUGAAUCAAAAGCCCCCUUAAUGUCCAAGAAUACUGAAACCAAUUGCUCCUUGUGCGCAAAGGCCAGUUAAAUAUCUGUUAAAAAGCAGCGCUAGACAAUCGUUUGUUCCUUUGCACUUGCGGAGCCCAAACUGUGUACUUGAUAGCAAGUUAUUUGUUUCGACCCACUGAUCGAGUCUGCGAAGGAUCAUUUUCUCCAACAAUUUCCUAAUGCACGAAAGCAUCGCAAUCGGACGGUAUGAGUUAUGGUCAGACGCUGGUUUGCCAGGUUUUCGAAUGGCUAUUACUUUGACCUGUCUCCAUUCAGGCGGUAUAAUGGUAUUUUCUAGCAAGGAAUUGAAUAAGUCUAGCAAGCGUCUUUUAGCAAUAUCUGGGAGAUUUUUCAGAAGAUUGAAUUUAAUCAUAUCGCUUCCCGGUGUUGAGUUGUUCGAUGAAAGAAGAGCCAUAGAGAAUUCCAGCAUUGUGAAUGGUUUAUCCAGAGAGCUGCCGCUCGGAGACGCUUCUCGAAGAAUGUGUUGGGCUGGAACUGAGUCCGGACAGUCCUUUUUAGCGAAAUCGAAUAUCCAUCGGUUGGACUAUUCUUCACUCUCAUUAGAAGAUGAGCGAUUACGCA